GCCCGCCCGCGGCCGCCGCCGGCUCGCAGCGACUCGGCGAGGGUUGUAUCGAGCGGAUCGCGCCGCGUUCGGCGGGUCCGGUGAGGCUCUGAAGGAAGGACCCCCCCGCUCUCCUCCUUCUCCGCUCUCCCUCCAUCUCCGCGGCUUUUCCGUGUUCCCGCCGCCUUUUUCCCCCCCCCUCCCCAACCUCCAUCCCCCUCAGAGCGCGCCGCCAUUUUCGCCGCGCCCCGUGGAUGUGAGGCCCAGCCGGGGUCCCGGCGCCGCUUGAGGAGCACGGAAAGGGGAGGGGGCUCCCGGCAAGACCCCCCUCCCCGAGAACCGGGGAUGCGCUGACGGUGGAGGGGCCCCCACCGGGCCGGCAGCGGCGAAGCUUUGGCCGGGCAAAGUGGGGGGCUCGUCGGAGGAGACGGCGGGAGGAGGAGGAGGAGGAGACGAAGGCCGGCCAGGCCCGCGGGCCGCUCACGCAGCCGCCGGGAUGUUGCAGAAUGUGAAUCCCCAGAGCAAGAUUUUGGGGGAGGGCAAUGCCGGCCUCAUGGCUUUGGCCACGGACUCCACACCCGGCAAACGGAUCCGGAAACCUUCGCUGCUCUACGAGGGAUUCGAGAGCCCCACCAUGGCCUCGGUGCCUUCCCUUCCCAAUCCUCAGGCGAAUCCUCCUCCUCCGGAGGUUUCCAAUCCCAAAAAACCCGGCCGGAUCACCAACCAGCUCCAGUACCUGCACAAGGUGGUGAUGAAAGCCCUCUGGAAGCACCAGUUCGCUUGGCCCUUCCGCCAGCCCGUGGACGCCGUCAAGUUGGGGUUGCCGGAUUACCACAAGAUCAUCAAGCAGCCGAUGGAUAUGGGAACAAUCAAACGGAGGCUGGAGAACAAUUACUACUGGGGGGCGGCCGAGUGCAUGCAAGACUUCAACACCAUGUUCACCAACUGCUACAUCUACAACAAGCCCACGGAUGACAUCGUGCUGAUGGCGCAGACGCUGGAGAAGCUGUUCCUGCAGAAGGUGGCGCAGAUGCCACCGGAGGAGCAGGAGCUGCUGCUGCCCCUGGCCAAGAACAGCCACAAGAAAGGGGCGGCGCGAGCUGCAGCUCUCCUGGCGGGGCUGGCGGGCGGAGCCCAGCAGGUCCCGGCCGUCUCCUCCCUUUCCCAACCCUCCGGAUUCGCUCCGAGCGCUCCCGAAAUUCCCACGACCAUCGUCAACAUCCCUCACCCCUCGGUCAUCGCCGCUCCGCUCCUGAAAUCCCUGCAGCAUCCCGGAGCCCUUCCCGCCAAUCCCGGAGCCCUUCCCGCCGGAAAUCCCGGAGCCAACCCCGGAAAUCCCGGGAAUCCCGGGAAUCCGGGCCUGGCGGCGCCAGCGCCCACCCAGCCCGUGGCAAAGAAAAAAGGCGUCAAGCGGAAAGCCGACACCACCACCCCAACAACCACCGCCAUCAUCGCCACCAGCGGCGGCGAAUCCUCCCCUUCCAUCCCCGAAAAUCCCAAAGCCGCCAAAAUCCCGGCAAGACGCGAGAGCGGCCGCCCCAUCAAACCCCCCAGGAAAGAUCUCCCGGAUUCCCAACAACACCAAACUUCCAAGAAAGGGAAACUUUCGGAGCAGUUGAAAUAUUGUAACGGGAUCCUGAAGGAAUUGUUGUCCAAGAAACACGCGGCGUACGCCUGGCCCUUCUACAAACCCGUGGACGCGUCGGCGCUGGGGCUGCACGAUUAUCACGAUAUCAUCAAGCACCCCAUGGACCUCAGCACCAUUAAGCGGAAGAUGGAGAACCGGGAAUACCGCGAUGCGCAGGAAUUCGCCGCCGACGUCCGGUUGAUGUUCUCCAACUGCUACAAGUACAACCCCCCUGACCACGACGUGGUGGCCAUGGCCAGGAAACUCCAGGACGUGUUCGAGUUCAGCUACGCCAAAAUGCCGGACGAACCUCAGGAUUCCGGCGGCGCCGCGGCCUCGGCUCCGCUUCCCAUUCCCAAAUCCUCAUCCGAGGAAUCGUCCAGCGAGGAGGAGGAGGAGGAGGAGGAAGAGGAGGAGGAGGAAGACGAGGAAAGCUCGACGGAAACGUCCUCGGAGAGCGAGGAGAGCUCGGAUUCCGAGGAGGAGAGAGCGAAUCGGCUGGCGGAGCUGCAGGAGCAGCUGCGCGCCGUGCACGAGCAGCUGGCCGCGCUCUCGCAGGGCCCCGUGUCCAAACCCAAACGGAAACGGGAGAAGAGGAAGAGGAAGAAAACGGAAAAGCACAAAGGGAGGGCGGGGCCCGAGGAUGAAGCGCGGGCGAGGCAGGCGCAGCUCCGGAGAGCGCGGAAAGGAUCGGCCGGAACGGCUCCCAAAAGCUCCAAGCGCAGCAGCAAAACCCCCGCGGCCGCUCCGGCUCCGACUUUGGCCGAUUCCGAGGAAGAAGAAGAAUCCAAACCCAUGACCUACGACGAGAAACGUCAGCUGAGCUUGGACAUCAACAAACUUCCAGGAGAAAAAUUGGGAAGAGUCGUUCACAUCAUCCAAUCCCGGGAACCUUCGCUCCGAGAUUCCAACCCCGAGGAGAUCGAGAUCGACUUCGAGACGUUGAAGCCGUCGACGCUGCGAGAGUUGGAGAGAUACGUGUUGUCCUGCCUGAGGAAAAAACCACGGAAACCCUACAGCGAGACCCUGAAGAAGCCGGUGGGGAAAACGAAAGAGGAGCUGGCCCUGGAGAAAAAACGGGAAUUGGAGAAGCGGCUCCAGGACGUCAGCGGGCAGCUCAACUCCGCCAAGAAACCCCCCAAAAAAGCGAGCGAGAAGCCGGAAUCGGCGGCGGCGGCGGCGGCGUCGCGACUCAGCGCCUCCAGCUCCAGCUCGGACUCGAGCAGCUCCAGCUCCUCCUCCUCGUCCUCCGACACCAGCGACUCCGAGUCCGGAUAAUUCCCGGGAAAAACACGGAAUUCCCGGGAAAAACGGCGGAAUUCCCGGGAGAAAUACGGAAUUCCUGGGAAAAAAACGUGAAAUUCCCGGGGAAAAAUGCUGAGUUUUUGGGAAAAAACAUGGGAUUCCCAGGGAAAAACGUGGGAUUCCCGGGAAAAACGUGGGAUUCCCGG
This is a messenger RNA of Pseudopodoces humilis (Tibetan ground-tit), 3057 nucleotides long. NCBI's taxonomy places the organism in Eukaryota, Metazoa, Chordata, Aves, Passeriformes, Paridae. The record is from RefSeq and is a predicted model, not a curated record.